Messenger RNA from Cyclopterus lumpus (lumpfish), 2309 nucleotides. Its product is annotated as calpain-2 catalytic subunit-like. Gene Ontology annotation, cellular component: cytoplasm. Lineage: Eukaryota; Metazoa; Chordata; Actinopteri; Perciformes; Cyclopteridae. The record is from RefSeq and is a predicted model, not a curated record. Gene Ontology annotation, biological process: proteolysis. Gene Ontology annotation, molecular function: calcium ion binding; calcium-dependent cysteine-type endopeptidase activity.
UCCUGGCAUCACUCACCUGCAGCCGCAGCGCUCUCCACCAGUCUCGGCCAAAACAUUCCAGGACCACAACGAUCCUUUAGAGCCAGAACCCAGAACCAGAACCAGAACCAUGUCGGGCAUCGCGGCCACACUGCAGCACCACCGGGACAAGGACCGGGGCAUCGGCUCGUGCAGCCAGGCGGUGAAGUACCUGAACCAGGACUACGACGCUCUGCGGCGGCAGUGCGCGGAGAGCGCCGCCCUGUUCCAGGACGAGACGUUCCCGGCGAUGGACUCCUCGCUGGGCUUCAAGGAGCUGGGCCCGGGCUCCUACAAGAUCCGGGGGGUGUCCUGGGAGAGGCCCACGGAGUUGACCUCUGACCCCGAGUUCAUCGUCUCUGGAGCCUCCAGGACGGACAUCUGUCAGGGAGCUCUGGGUGACUGCUGGCUACUCGCCGCCAUCGCCUCUCUGACCCUGAAUGAGGAAGUUCUGGCUCGAGUUGUUCCACAUGGACAAAGCUUCAGGAGAGGAGAGUAUGCCGGCAUCUUCCACUUCCAGUUCUGGCAGUUCGGUGAGUGGGUGGACGUGGUGAUCGACGACCGCCUGCCGGUCAAAGACGGAGAGCUGAUGUUCGUCCACUCGGCGGAGGGGAGGGAGUUCUGGAGCGCCCUGCUGGAGAAGGCCUACGCCAAGAUGAACGGCUGUUACGAGGCUCUGUCUGGAGGGUCCACCACUGAGGGGUUUGAGGAUUUUACCGGAGGAAUCGCUGAGGUCCACGACCUGAAUAAACCUGAACCACAUCUGUUCCACAUUAUCCAGAAAGCUCAGAACCGCGGGUCCCUGAUGGGAUGCUCCAUCGAUAUCACGAGCUCAUCCGACUCCGAGGCAGUUACCUCUCAGAAGCUGGUAAAAGGCCACGCCUAUUCUGUGACAGGUGCAGCUGAGGUGGAGUACCGCGGCAACAUGGAGAAGCUGAUCCGGAUCAGGAACCCCUGGGGUCAGGUGGAGUGGACUGGAGCCUGGAGCGAUAACUCAACCCAGUGGCGUCAGAUUAGCGAUGAGGACCAAGACCGUCUGAGCCAUCGCUCGGAGGAUGGAGAGUUCUGGAUGUCUUUCAAUGACUUCCUACGACAUUAUUCCCGGCUGGAGAUCUGUAACCUGACGCCCGACGCGAGCGACGACUCCAUGUCCAAGUGGGCUCUGUCCAAGUUCGAUGGCAGCUGGAGGAGAGGAUCCACCGCCGGAGGCUGCAGGAACUUUCCCAACACCUUCUGGACAAACCCUCAGUUCGUGAUCCGGUUGGAUGAGGAGGACGAUGACCCGGAUGACGGAGAGAAUGGCUGCAGCUUCGUGGUCGGUCUGAUCCAGAAGAACCGCAGACGCAUGAGGAAGAUGGGAGAAGACAUGAUGACCAUGGGAUUUGCCAUCUACGAGGUUCCUGAGGAGUCCCGCGGUCAGAGGAACAUCCACCUGAACAGGAACUUCUUCCUGCGGAACGCCUCCUCCGCUCGCUCUGAAACCUUCAUCAACCUGCGAGAAGUCUGCAGCCGCUUCUGCCUGCCGCCGGGGGAGUACCUGAUCAUCCCGUCCACCUUCGAGGCGCAGAAGAACGGAGACUUCUGUGUCCGCGUCUUCUCCGAGAAACAGGCCGAGUUCCAAGAGCUGGACGACCCCAUCGAGUCCAGAGUGGAACAGAUCGAGAUCGAUGAAGACGACGUGGAUGAUCGGUUCAGAAGUCUGUUUGGACAGCUGGCAGGAGGGGACUGUGAGAUCUCCACCUUCGAGCUGCAGAAGAUCCUCAACAAAGUGGUGACCAAACGUUCUGACAUCAAGACCAACGGCUUCAACAUCUCAACGUGUCGCAACAUGAUCAACAUGCUGGACAAAGACGGCAGCGGUAAACUGGGUCUGGUGGAGUUUAAAGUGCUGUGGACCAAAAUCGAGAAGUAUCUGAACGUCUACCGUGAGAAGGACGUGGACAACUCGGGGACGAUGAGCUGCACAGAGAUGAGGACGGCCGUGGAGGAAGCCGGUUUUAGUCUCAACAACCCGCUCCACCAGGUCCUGGUGGCUCGUUAUAGCGACCCAGAUCUCACCAUCGACUUCGACAACUUUGUGAGCUGUUUGGUUCGUCUAGAGAACAUGUUCAACACGUUCAACACACUGGACAGAGAUGACUCAGGAACUGUUGAGUUCAGUAUGAUGGAGUGGCUGAACGCAACUAUGCUCUGAGGAACCUGGACCAGCCUGAUCUGGACCACAGCAGAACUACUGUCCAUGUGGUGAAUGUUAAUUAUGAGGGAGAGGGAUGUUAGUGAGACAAAAAAAA